GAAACUUGUUCGGUGAUUGUUUUAUGGUUGUUGGAAACAAGCGUAGUCUCUCAGGGACUUUAUGGCAACUUGGAGAGAAAGUACAGGGAAGCAGCAGGUGCUAAAAAACACAAAGUGAAGCUCAAACAUGGCUUUAUCUGAACUGUACACAAAGUAUAACAGAGUGUGGAUACCAGAUGAAGAACAAGUGUGGAAAUCGGCUGAAAUCACUAAAGACUUCCACUCGGGCGAUAAUGUUCUUGAAUUACUCCUCGAAGACGGAACUGUUCACCUCCACCCGGUUGACCCCUCCAAGCCCAAACUGCCCCCUCUCAGAAACCCAGACAUCUUGGUAGGGGAGAACGACCUCACGGCUCUCAGCUACCUGCAUGAACCUGCGGUCCUGCACAACCUCAAAGUCCGAUUUGUCGAGUCCAGAAUCAUCUAUACCUACUGUG
Molecule: messenger RNA, 437 nt
Organism: Poecilia latipinna (sailfin molly)
Lineage: Eukaryota; Metazoa; Chordata; Actinopteri; Cyprinodontiformes; Poeciliidae
Product: unconventional myosin-Vc-like
Exons: 3
Cellular component (GO): myosin complex
Molecular function (GO): ATP binding; cytoskeletal motor activity
Source: RefSeq, a predicted model, not a curated record